Molecule: messenger RNA, 1522 nt
Organism: Ipomoea triloba (trilobed morning glory)
Lineage: Eukaryota; Viridiplantae; Streptophyta; Magnoliopsida; Solanales; Convolvulaceae
Product: endoglucanase 1-like
Exons: 6
Coding region: 253-1464 (403 amino acids)
Biological process (GO): carbohydrate metabolic process
Molecular function (GO): hydrolase activity, hydrolyzing O-glycosyl compounds
Source: RefSeq, a predicted model, not a curated record
CUCUUCUUCGUCUUCUUCUUCUUCUUCUACCUCACCGUAACUUGUUCUGCCUUCACUUCCCAAGAUUACUCCGAUGCCCUUCACAAGUCCAUUCUCUUCUUCCAGGGGCAGAGGUCUGGCAAAUUGCCUGCAGAUCAAGAUCAACGUCUUAACUGGCGGGGCAACUCUGCUUUGUCCGAUGGCUCCGCUGAAAAUGUUGACUUGGUAGGAGGGUACUAUGAUGCAGGAGACAACAUUAAAUUCGGGCUGCCUAUGGCCUUCACAACCACUCUCUUAGCCUGGAGUGUGAUUGAGUUUGGCAAUGACGGCUCCAUGAACAAUCAACUUGAGAAUGCCAAAGCCGCCAUUCGUUGGAGCACAGAUUAUCUGCUCAAAGCCGCCACAGCCUCCCCUGACACUCUAUACGUCCAAGUAGGUGACGCGGAAGCUGAUCACAAGUGCUGGGAGAGACCGGAGGACAUGGACACACCGCGCAGUAUUUACAAAGUGACCCCUCAAAAUCCAGGAUCUGAUGUUGCAUCAGAGACGGCUGCUGCAUUGGCUGCUGCCUCUAUCGUCUUCAAAGAUUCCGACCCUGCUUACUCCUCUCAAUUAUUCACUACUGCUACCAAAGUAUUUGAUUUUGCAGACAAAUAUAGGGGUGCUUACAGCGACUCUCUUAGCUCUGCCGUCUGCCUCUUCUACUGCUCAACUGGAUACCAUGACGAGCUUCUGUGGGGAGCAGCCUGGCUUUAUAAAGCUUCAGAGGACUCCUCGUAUCAAGAUUACAUCCAAUCAAAUGGUCAAACAUUGGGUGCAACCGAAGAUGUGUAUUCCUUGAGUUGGGACGACAAGCGUCCCGGGACCAAGAUUCUUCUUUCCCAGAUGUUCUUGGAGAAGAACACACAAGCAUUGGAGUUAUACAAAGAGCACUCAGACAACUACAUCUGCGGCAUCAUUCAGGACUCCCCUAUGGUCAAAGUUCAAUACACCCCAGGAGGACUUCUGUUCAUACGAGAAGGGAGCAACCUCCAAUACGUCACCUCCACAUCUUUUCUCCUCUUAACCUAUGCCAACUACCUGAGCUCAAGCGGCCAAGUCGUCAACUGUGGGGCGUCAACUAUUACUGCAGACAAGCUGGUUGCCUUAGCCAAGAGGCAGGUGGACUACAUAUUAGGGGACAAUCCGACAGGAAUGUCGUACAUGGUGGGAUACGGGCAGAGGUAUCCGCAACAUUUGCACCAUAGAGGGUCUUCGAUACCGUCGAGGAAGGAUCAUCCUGAUCACAUUGGCUGCAACGAUGGAUUCCAGUACCUAAGCUCCGGUUCGCCUGAUCCAAACAUUCUUGUCGGAGCCGUCGUAGGUGGUCCGGACAAUAUGGACAAUUUCGCGGAUGAUGGGAAUAACUAUAAGCAAUCAGAACCUACUACCUACAUCAAUGCUCCGUUUGUCGGGGCUCUGGCUUUCUUUUCCGCCAAUGCUUAGGCCAUAUAUAUAUAUAUAGCUUCCACUUUUGUUGUUUUAAUUUUGUAGAUUGGUCUGA